Messenger RNA from Ictalurus furcatus (blue catfish), 2026 nucleotides. RefSeq names its product proline rich Gla (G-carboxyglutamic acid) 2 (gene prrg2). The record is from RefSeq and is a predicted model, not a curated record. Gene Ontology annotation, molecular function: calcium ion binding. NCBI's taxonomy places the organism in Eukaryota, Metazoa, Chordata, Actinopteri, Siluriformes, Ictaluridae. The coding region runs from base 489 to 1109 and encodes 206 amino acids. Gene Ontology annotation, cellular component: extracellular region. The transcript has 7 exons.
AGAACUCUUCAAGGUUCCUCCAGGAGGACAGAAGAACCCUUCAGGUGUGUGUUCAUCGCUGAGGAGUCUGUAAGAACACUUCCUGGAUUACAGAAACCCGAGUGAGAAUAAUGUAGUUUUUCCUUAGGUAGUGUGUGUGUGUGUGUGUGUGUGUGUUUUUAGAGAGAAUGAGCAUGAGGAGGAGGAACUCCUUUGGGUGGUAUGUGGUUAAACAGGUCCUGCUGUUUUUCCUCCACACGCUUCCAGCUGAAGUACAGGUGAGCUACAGGUGAACGCCUGGAAAACCACGACGUGGGAUAAAGAAGCAGGAAUGUGUCUGAUUACUGAGUUAGAUCUGUGAAUCUGCUCCGAUUCACCUUCUGGAUCAUAAAACACGGAGUUUUAGCGGAGAGACUGAGGAUCUGCCGAUUAGUUCACACACUUCCUUCCUGGUUUCAGUUCGCAGACAGGACGUGUGUACAGUUCUGAUUCUGUGUGGAACAGAUAAAAUGGUGGGAUUUACACAACUCUGCCUUGGCCUGAUGUCUGUGUUUCACCUGGUGUUAACACGAGGCAUCAACAACAACAACAACAACAACAACAACAGGAACGUGUUUCUCCACGAGACCUCAGCAGACUCGUUCCUGUCGCGCUCGCUGCUCUACAACAGCUGGGACCUUGAGCUGGUGACUCCGGGGGAUCUGGAGAGAGAGUGUAGGGAGGAGGUCUGCUCUUACGAAGAGGCCAGAGAGGUGUUCGAGGACGACCAAAAGACGGCGACUUUUUGGAAGACGUACACCAACAGUCACGUGAGCUCCCCCCGUGUGGACGUGGCCGGUCUGGUGGCCGGAAUCUUAGGCACCGUCGUGAUCGUCAUCAUCGUGCUGGUGCUCAGCUGCUACUGCUACAAGAGAAAGAGCAAAACUGUAAGGCGAAGUGGCAGUGUUCCAGUGAGGUUGGCAGCAGAUGGACGUCCAGCGCCAGAGACGGUUCCUCUGGCUAACAUCGCCGCUCCGGGUUUGCCCAGCUACAACGAGGCCUUGAACCGCAGCGGGCAGUACGACGCACCUCCACCUCCAUACUCAGGAGAGGAACCCAGCGCGCCUACAGAACCCCAGCCUGAGGAGUGAGAGGAUGAAAAGUGCAGGACGGGUUCUAGAGCAGCAGGACGGUUCAGGGUACAGGGACACAUGAUGUGUUUGUGUAUUUUUAGUGAGAAGAGCAGCGGUGCAGUCACGACAUCAACACAAAAGAGUUGUUUUUUUUAAAGUUUCAUGUUAUACUUUCACUCUACAGUGGUACAUGUGUCUGAGCUAUAUGAGAUAUAGGCGUUAUUCUUUUUUUAAAAAAUAAAGAUUCAUAAAUCUUUUAUUUCUUAAGAUGUUGUACAUUUCAGUUAUUUCUCAUGAACUAUAAUAAUUGUAGAUGAAGUAAAGUCUUGACAUUGUGAAGGAUUUGGUAAUGAAAUAUGAGGAUGAUUGAGGUGCAUUAGAGAAACACACACACAGACACACACACACACACACACACACACACACACACACACCACUCUGGGAUUGUAAAGUAAAGAAAGAGGACUGAACUAAAGGAAGCGGUGAGGUGUGAAGCCGAGUAUCAUCACUGGUGCGCUGUAGAAGAGUGUGAGUGCUCCAACAUCUCUGUGUUCUCAGCUUCUACUUCAUAACAAGCACUCUGUCUGUGUGUGUGUGUGUGUGUGUGUGUGUGUGUGUGUGUGCACAUCCUUUUUUAUUCAAAAAUUCUGCAGCUUUUAUUUAAAAAUAUUUAAUAAAGGUUUUGGUUACUGAGGUUAAGGUUAGAUUUAGAUUUAGGUGUAGUGUUAAUUGCCUGCAUUAAGAAUUGUGUCAGUGGGAGGUCCUUACAUGGGUAGUAACACAAACGUGUGUGUGUGUAAGAGACAGAGCAGGGAGAGGGGGAGUAUGUGUGUAAAUGAGUGUGUGUGUGUGUGUGUGAAGCAGCCAGCUACUCAGCCAAGCCAGCCAGCACAGUCUGCUCUCAGAAAUGGCGUCGUUAGGAGCCAAAUCCCUGC